UGCUCGCUGAAGCGUCGUGCGUUGCUCAGAGUUCCCUCUAGUGUAUAGUAGGAAACUCUAUGAACCUGGCGACAUGAGGAGCGGUGGCAUGAGCAGGUCGUAAGUUUAUAGAGCAGGUCGUCGUCUGUAACCGCGAGGAACCGGUGCAUAUAUUCGAAUGGAGCUGCUCGGUGGAACAGCGUAGCUACCCCAGGCUUCCCGCUAGUAGUAUUCGCCCUGUGCGUCGGACGAACGGCGGCGGCAUGUCGGUGACUAUCAGUGGGAAGCAGUUAUCGCUGCUGCUUUUUGUUUCUUUUAUGCUGGGCGUCGGCGUCGGCUACAAGCUGAAAACACUGCGCGUUCAUUAUCUCAAGCAGCGUCGUGACUGGCUCGCCUCCCGGCUGGCCACGGCACAGCAGAAGCUUGACGGUGAACUCAGGCACUGACCACGAACCCCUGCAGAGAAUGUUCACAGGAUAAAACCCUGUCCGGCUCAACUGUCCACCAUAUGCUGGCCUGCUUGUGAAGCAUGCUUCCAGUCGUGGUCGUUCAUGGUGGGGCUGGCAAGGUCUCUGCAGCCAUUGUUGAGGAAAAGAUGGUGGCCCUGCGUGCUGCAGUGGAUGCAGGAUACUCACUGCUUCAGCGGGGAGGCACUUCACUUGAUGCUGUGGAAGCAGCUGUUCGAGUUAUGGAGGACCACCCGGCUUUCAAUGCUGGCUAUGGGUCCUCUUUGACCAUUGAGGGCAGCGUAGAGAUGGAUGCGCUCAUCAUGGAAGGCACGCUCAUGAAGGCUGGUGCUGUAGGUGCUGUGCGUACUGUGCGUAACCCAGUCAGCCUAGCACGCAAGGUUAUGGAGCAGACAGAGCAUGCACUGUUGGUGGGACCAUGGGCAGAUGACUUUGCUCGGGAAAUGGGCAUACCACGGGUUGACAAUGGCUCCUUGGUCUCUGAAAAGGCCAAGCAGAGGUUGGAGGAACUCCAGUGCUUCCACAGCACCGUGUACCAAUCCAUCAACGUUAACCAUAAGGAGCAUGACACUGUUGGUGCUGUGGCAGUCGAUACAGCCGGCCAUGUGGCAUGUGCCACAUCGACAGGCGGCCUGACGGGCCAACGUUGUGGGCGGGUGGGUGACAGCCCUAUUGUGGGCGCUGGUGGAUUUGCCGACGACUCGGUGUGUGCCGUCUCCACAACAGGCCAUGGUGAGGCCAUUGCAAGGUCCUGCCUGGCCUAUGAUAUGGCUGUGCGCUUACAAGCCGGUUCGUCUCCCACUGUGGCCAUGGAACAAGCGCUGAAACGGAUGAGACUGAAGACGCAGGGAGGCUGUGCAGGUGCCAUCUUGGUGACGCCCACGGGUACUGUAGUCACUGGAACCACCACCGAGCUCAUGCCCUGGGCUUGCCGAAACAAGCAGGGUUACCAGUGUGGAAGUGAACGAGACGAGCACCCACUGUAGCAGCUGCUUUCAAGCUGUCGCCAUAUGAAUGGCACCAGUGAUGCGAUUUUGUCAGUUUGUAAUAAACAUUGUUCUAUUGCAAAUGU
Molecule: messenger RNA, 1518 nt
Organism: Rhipicephalus microplus (southern cattle tick)
Lineage: Eukaryota; Metazoa; Arthropoda; Arachnida; Ixodida; Ixodidae
Product: isoaspartyl peptidase/L-asparaginase
Cellular component (GO): cytoplasm
Molecular function (GO): asparaginase activity
Source: RefSeq, a predicted model, not a curated record